ACUACUGUAAGCAGACGAGUUAACAGAAGCAAAUAGAUAGUUGUUUCAACUCCGUAUGGUGUUGUUAGAACAUGGAUAAUGAAUUGUAUUUAACUGUCUAUACUUCUGGUGUAUUCCUAUAGGAUGUCGUGUCGAAAAAACAUUAUUUUCGGUCUAACCAUUUUAAAUUUCAUUUGUGACAACAAUGCCAAAACCAUAUUGGGUUCUGUUUCGACAACUGCUUCUCAGAGAGAAUGGGGGCAGUUUAUCACAACGUAUUGUUUUCACGGUGAAGCCUUGUUGAAUUACACCCUGAACACCACUGGUAGCACACCACCGAAGCUGUACCUGUUCCUGAAUGAGGACUGGCACGAUGCUCUCCUGACUACAUCUGACUGUCAACACAAACUCUCCAAGUCCCGGGCUGUGUAUGAACUGAAGGGAACAAAUGGCAGUAUCACCAUAUCCCACUAUAAACAGCCGCGCCUGUGGAACAUCCUGUAUGCCGAUUCUUACACAUGUGAUGUUGACAGGCCACUGUUUCCUGGAGAAUCUCCCAACUACAUAGCCUACAAAAUACAGCUGUUCAAUCCUGAUGCUCUCGGCAAUCCCACCGAACAUUUUGGUGAUGACGAAACAGGUCUGUUGAGAUUCUAUCAGAUGCUGAUUCUGGCUUACUUUGUGAUUGGGUGUAUAUUUGUUCCUCGCCUGCACGAGACACUGAAGAAGGGCGGGCCCAUGCAGCUUGUGCUGAUUCUACUGACCAUAUCUACUGGACUGCAAGCCCUGGGGGCCUUCACCAUGAUGAUCCACCUACAGUGGUACUCCACAGAUGGUAUUGGUUCUCCUUUCCUGGAACUGCUUGCAGAAUUUGUUGAUGUGCUGUCCCAGUUUGCUAUGCUGUACAUGCUGUUGAGCCUGAGUCUUGGCUGGACCCUGGGCACUUCCUACAGGUUCUCGCACCUACAGAUAAUCACCAAGAAACCUGCCGCCCGGGUCGUAGGGGUCAUGGGGGUCAUACAGGCUGUGCUGUUUCUGUGGGAGCAGUAUGCUGAUAGAGAACAUCGGAUGUACCAUGCACAGCGGAGCUAUGGUGGGCUUGCUCUCGUCUUCCUUCGUAUCCUGCUGGCUGCUUUGUUUGCCUGGAACCUACAGAGCACUGUGGCCUCUGAGAGGAGUGCUCUGAGGAGGGAAUUUUACAAGUCUUUUACAAAGUGUUGUAUGCUGUGGUUUCUCUGUUAUCCUGUCAUUGUUGUGGUUUCCUGGGUAUUAUACGAAUACCUUAGAUACAAGAUGAUAACAAUGGCUGUGGUGCUAUGUCAGUGUUUCGCGGUGGCCAUGUUGUAUAAAUUAUUUCUGUCCCGGAGUCUGUACUGGGAAAUAUCAGCUCUGUCCAGUACCCUGCCACUGAGGAUAGAUAAAAACUUUGGUAUGAAGGCAUACUCCUGACAGAAAUGCUUCUGUCAUUAUGUGUUUGAGAGGGUAGAAAUUGUCUCUUUUCUUUUGUGAGUCAUAUAUAAAUGGUUGUUCAUAAAUCGAACAAAUCUGUUUGAUGUCUUUUGAAUUUCAGGUAUUUUAAUAGAUUUAAGUUUAUGCUUUAUUUUAUGAACGAAAGUGUUUGUGGACAUGAAUGCUACUUUGAAUUUAAACCCCAAGUGAAGUUGAUAUCUGUACAUGUGCUAGUGAAGUAGUAUAUUACACACGCACAGUGUAAUAUUACUUAUUGCAUGAUAACAAUAUUGUAUAGCUUUAUAUGUAAAACAGCAAAGAAUACAAAGUUGAUAUCUCUGUACAUGUACUAGUGAAGCAGUAUAUUACACAGUGUAAUAUUAUUUAUUGCAUGAUAACAAUAUUGUAUAGCUUUAUAUGUAAAACAGCAAAGAAUACAAAAGAAAUAGAAGUUGACAGGACCACUUUCAUUCUUUAAUUUCGUGCAAACCUCAUUUUGCAAACGAUGGCUGUGUGGGCUUCAUUCAUGAAUACUUGAAUUUGCUUCUCAGAGGAUGCUAUUUAGAUAUUGAUAUUAUUUCUGGAAAUAAUCAUUGCUAAUGAAAGCUAACAAUGUCUUACAUAAACUAAUAUUAGUGGUUUACAGUGUCUUAUCCUGAUUGUGCACUUUUGAAAUAGGAAUUUACUUUCGAGCCAAUUAUUGUGCUAGUUAUACUGGUCUAAUAUCACCUAAUAGAUCUGCCUUGUAAUCAUGUAAGUUUGAAUUUUGUUCCGGUUGAAUGAAAAGUCCAAAGCUGGUGACAACAUAAUUUUAUCCUUGUUGAUAUAAAAAUGCAAGAAUUUCUUUUAAUGUUGAAAACAUGAACUUUUGUCCUACUGCUAUACAAGUGGAUAUUUCCCUGGGUGGAAUGUUUAUAUAUUUGGAAAAGUCUCUUCAGAUUUGAUAGUUGUGAAAAUAGAUUGGGUCGUCACCCCUGAAAUUUCAUAAUGAACUAUUUAUUCCAAGCUUUGAAUUGGAAGAGUUCAACUGUGUCUUCAGGGGUGAAUGUGUUAAUAGAUUAAAAAUCAAAUGUGUCACAGAAUAAGUGUUCUGAGAAGCUCAAUAGUGUGUGUCUCAAUAGUGAACCGUUCAGUUGUUUGCCUUCAUCUCUCUUUUAGAUUGGCUGAAUAUGUAGAACACUUGACCAGCAAUACCUGGUAGUAAUUUGCAGUUCUGAAACUGACUCCUUGCAAAUGCAAAUCAUAGAGUGAUUGAUGUGUGGCACCAAAGUGCUUGUUAACAGGGGUGAUCUAUUGACUUGUCUUUGUCACUAUAGGUAAGCUUUAUGACGCAGAAUAACAGGAAAUACUUCAUUAUGUGCAGAGUUGCAGUGCCCAUUGGUGGAAUUUGAGGUUUAAAUCUCUAAAAUCCUUCUUCUUCAGUACCAUUGGAGGGAUUCUAUGUAAUAAGAAUAAUUUCCCAUGGUUGCUUUAGUAUCUAGGUUAGCGAUCCCAACUUUGUAUCUAUAUUAUAUCUAUAUGCACAUACACUAUUUGAGAAAAAAGAAAUAUUUAUACAAAUAUGAUUGAUAAACUACAGAUACAUGAACAGGGUAAUAUAGCAGUUCAUUAGCUGGUGAAUCAUUCUUCCUCAUAGAAUUCUAAUUACAUGCACAAAAUCCAUUUUAAGUGUAAAUUGUGUUAAGUAAAAUCUGGAAAUCUGGCCCCAAUGUCAAACUUAAGUUGCGUUAUCUCCUCUAAACUGAGGUAGAAAAUUCUGAUCUUUUAUAAAACAUUUAUCAACAGACACUUCAAUUUGUGAUUGAUUCUCUGGCUACUUUUGUACUGAAAGACAUAAUACUGGACAUAAUGUAUUUAUAUAUAUGAUCAGAAAAUGUGUGGAUUUUGAGGUUUGUGACUGGGCCCUGUAUAAAACAGGACAUUAAUCCAACUCUAAAGACAUUAUCAUGCAAAUUAAACCUGUGUAAUCUGGACACUUGUAUAAAUGAGACACUCAACUAGGUCCCACUCUAUAGAGAUUUUGUUGAACUUGACAAUUCAGAAUGAAAAUAUUGGUCCCAGUGUGAUCUGUUCAGACAUGUUUCACCAUUAUAUAAUAUUAGUCUGAACAUAUAAUCAUCUGUUCUAUAAACUGUGAAGUGUUAUGUUUCUAUCCCAUAAUUUAUUAUUAACAGCUCAUUUCCUAUCAUGAAAUGUGGUGACCAUGUAAUAUGUCAUCAGGUAUUUUUUAUUGUGAACUUUGAACCUCAAUGUUUAGGUUGUGGGUGAUGGUGAGAAUCUCCAUCUAUUUGUUUAAUUUGAGAUACUUUGAGGACAUGUUGUUAAGUAACAAUGUAACAUCGUGUCUUCCUUUGUUUUUUCUCUGUAAUACUAUUAGACAAAAACGUCACAUUACUGUAGGUCUGUCAGUGUGUAUGAUAUCGUGAUUACCAACACUCGUCAAAUUUCAUGAUACAUCCAAGACCUAUAACAAAAUAAUAAUAUACAACAUUUGAUAUAGGUUUAUAUAUAAGCCACUCUAAAUCGUUUCACAGUACAGAGAUUGCAAUUAAUACAAUUAGCAUAUACAUUAAUCAAUACAAUUUUGAGGAAUUCGCAGGAGCUGCCUUAUCAGGCGCUAACUACUAGUCCUAUGCCACCUGGCUAAUAUCUCCCUAAUUAGCAGUGUAUGGCUGUGUGUGUGCUAGAGAUGUAAUGUGUUCUGUUUGUAGUGGGACUGUGCUUCCAACGGC
Molecule: messenger RNA, 4160 nt
Organism: Mizuhopecten yessoensis (Yesso scallop)
Lineage: Eukaryota; Metazoa; Mollusca; Bivalvia; Pectinida; Pectinidae
Product: integral membrane protein GPR180-like
Exons: 9
Coding region: 124-1428 (434 amino acids)
Biological process (GO): response to pheromone; G protein-coupled receptor signaling pathway
Source: RefSeq, a predicted model, not a curated record